Messenger RNA from Gasterosteus aculeatus aculeatus (three-spined stickleback), 3228 nucleotides. NCBI's taxonomy places the organism in Eukaryota, Metazoa, Chordata, Actinopteri, Perciformes, Gasterosteidae. The record is from RefSeq and is a predicted model, not a curated record.
CGUCUGUGUGGAGACAAAGGUCGCGCGGGCCUCCGUGACCUUCCCUUUCCAACCAGACGCAACGGUUUUGUCGCUUUGUGCUGUGCUUUUAUUUUUUAAUUGUGGGUAGUUUGGGGAAAGCGCUCAGCUCAUGGGAUCCUUUGUGUUUGUAGACCGUAAAGUGUCACAAUCCUUCAAUUUUCACUACUUUUAUUCAUCCAAAGUGAGUUUGAGUUGUGCUGGUGUGCUUAUCUUCGGAUAGAACCAGAUGUUUUCAGUCUCUGCUAAGAUAACUGCCGGAAGCUUCAUAUUUAUGUCAAAAGACAAAAGAGUAAAAUUCCUCUUUUCAUCCUCGCAGGCAAUAACAUUAUUUCUUAAAUAAUGUUGCAUAAAAUAGGAAUAAGCAACACAACUGAACUUUUCUCACAGAACAUAAAGGAACACUAGGAAUAAGUAUGUAAUUGGGAUAUGGUUUACAAAGCUGUGUUUGCACAGAAGUGCAUGCAAACGUCGUCCAACUACAUUUAAUUGAGAAGAAUUUCACAUUAUACGUCACAUGAUGAAUUACACUCAUAGUUAAACUUUUUCAUACUUUUAUUUGAACAAAAGCGUUGAGAAACUGCUGUGCACUCUGUUUACCAGACACAGCUCUACUCGUGCACCAUGUUUUUAAAGCCGUAAACACUUCCAACAUCCAAAGUGCCCGACGGUCUAAUUUGAGUGUGCUACCGCUUUAUUACCGGCUUUGUCUGCUCUCGGCCUCCAUGCGCUGCCCCACUGCCAUCUCUCCCCUCCUGUAAUUUUGCCGGCCUCCUGUUCCUGCAGACCUGCUUCAGGGCUGUCUGUCAUUACACCGCACGGCUCUUUCGUUUCGGUUUUGCAGAGUCGCCGCUUUAAGAUUCCUGCAGCUGCAGAAGUGUACCAUACUGCUAGAUGCACGCAGCGGACGAGGCCCACGGAGACUCUUUCUAUGACGGGCCUUUCUGAAUAUAUCCUGUGGCUCGUGUACAAAGGAGACGACAAUGCUGCUUUUGAAAUGUGCACCAGGCUGCAGGACCGAUUACCGCUUACCUCUUCUAUUCGACUCCCAACAAUACGACUGCAGCGACCACUACUGCUGUGGCUAUUUCUUUGGAUGCCUCGUUUCAGUGCGCGGGCGGAUCCUCUGCCUGGGAACUAUCAUCCCACUGUGAAGCGAACAGAAGACGCCUUCCAGGCCUGCAAUGACAUCGUGGCGUGCUUCCAGGAGAGAGCGCGCGUGGAGCGGCAGUACGCACAGCAGCUCAGCGAGUGGAGCAACAAGUGGACGCCGGUGGUGGACUCCAGUCCCCUGUACGGAUCCCUUCUGAAGGCUUGGCAGUGUUUCAUGUCCUCGGCCGACCGGCUAGCCUCCCUGCACGCCUCCAUCUGCCGCUCCCUCGUGUCGGAGGACGGCGACAGGGUCAGGACCUGGCAGAAGGACACCUUCCACAAGAAGCUGUUUGGAGGCUUCAAGGAGUCCCAGGACAUUGAGACGGGCUUCACCCGUGCUCAGAAGCCGUGGGCCAAACGGCUUAAAAAGCUGGACAAAGCCAGGAGGGCGUACCACAAGGUGAGCCGCAAGGAGCAGGCGGCCAGGGAGCGAGAGGUCCACGCUCACGGAAACCCGGACGUCUCCAUCGACAAGCAGAAGAGGUUGCAGGAGGAGAGGGAGCUGGCUCAGCAGGAGGCGGAGAAGGUGCGUGGCCGUUAUGAAAAAGUCCUGGAGGAGGUGAACCGCUACGCGCCGCGCUACAUGGAGGAGAUGGAGUCCAUCUUUGACCAGUCGCAGGACGAGGAGCGAAAGAGGAUCGUCUUCCUCAAACAGGCCUUUCUCUCCGUCCACAAACACCUGGAUAUCACCAACAACGAGACUGUGCGUGCCGUGUACAACGAGCUCCACAACACGGUGACGGCCAUCGAUGAGCACGAGGACCUCCGCUGGUGGAAAAACACCCACGGGCCCGGCAUGCCCACCGACUGGCCUCACUUCCAGGAGUGGAUGCCCGAAAAGAAAAACAAAAAAGAGAAGAAAGAAGUCGAAAAGAAAGCAACAAUAGAAAGAAGUGUGAUUAUUGGAGGAGUGAGAGUAAGAGCUAUGUAUGAUUAUGUUGGCCAGGAGACGGAUGAGCUCUCUUUUAAAGCAGGUGAGGAGUUUUUGAAGAUAGAGGAAGAGGAUGAUCAGGGCUGGUGUCGGGGGAUGAAGGACGACGGGUGCGAGGGGCUUUACCCAGCCAACUAUGUGGAGGCGGUGUAGAUAGUGCAUCUAGUAUACGGAACAUGACAGUUCUUGCUGCAACACAUACUGUGUAAAUUGCAACCUGGUUUAACUAAAUGCAAGAAACAUAAAAUCAUUGCUGUACAGAGAAACACCAAGUAGCGGUUAGCCAAACAUCUGGUCUGUUAUGAGGGUAAGAUCCCACUUAGGAGAAUAUUUUAUCAUGCAGACAUUUUAAAAAAACUAUCCAGGUUCUCUUGAAGGAUUUUGAUAAAUGUUUUAAUAUAUACAGUAUGCAUAGACCACUUGUACUAAAGCCAUAUAAUAAACAAUGCUUUAAUGCGCUCUUAAGAAAUAUAACUAGGCGUUUGGUGCUGACGUUGCAUUACAGGACUGCUGUUUUCCUUGAGCUGUUUUUAUUUCUUUCCACCUCAACGCAUAACGCUUAAAAUGCUCACAAAGCCUCUCAACCUCUGAAGAAUGUAAAUGGAAUAAUGUGAUUCUAAUUAAUCCACUUCAGCCAACCACUAGUGGAGUUAGCUUGAUGGUACAUUUUUGUAUCAUGGUUUCAUAAAGGGGCCGGAAGCGAAGCACCAACAUCUUGUGUUAUUAAACGUAUGUGAAAAGGUGAAACAAUGUUUGCUUCUUUUACCUUUUUUGUUGUACCUGUCUUUGUACUAAACCAGCUCACGUUAUCUACUAACACCUUAAUAAACAGCCCAGGUCUGAUAUCUCUGCAGAGAGGGUUUAGAGACAUUUCCUCAUCUUUGACAUCAAACAUAUUUCUGAGCAUGUCGGACUGUUUCAUUUUGAUUGUCCGUAAUUCUCCGUCUGUGAGCAUCUGUUUAUCCUGAAGUGUGUGUGACGCUCGCCAUGGUGGUUAAGAAAGUAAGGAAACUGCUGGUUCGCCGUCCCCUCGUGCUGUUUCCUUCCAGUGUCUCUGUGUGGGCUUUGUAAAAACGCUGCAUUUUCAACGGUGUCUUUUGGAAAUAAAAUGUAAAACUGUUAAACCA